Messenger RNA from Ochlerotatus camptorhynchus, 2231 nucleotides. Its product is annotated as peritrophin-1-like. Gene Ontology annotation, molecular function: chitin binding. The record is from RefSeq and is a predicted model, not a curated record. NCBI's taxonomy places the organism in Eukaryota, Metazoa, Arthropoda, Insecta, Diptera, Culicidae. The transcript is spliced from 2 exons. Gene Ontology annotation, cellular component: extracellular region. Bases 78 to 905 code for a protein of 275 amino acids.
GACCAAGCUUAUGACAAUAGCCAACAGUAAGUUCUCCAGAAGUGUUCUGAUUUCUGUGUAGCAAUCCAAACGUGGACAUGAAAGUUCAAUUGUGUCUUGCAGUCCUUCUGAACGUAGUGAUUCACCACGCUUCCACAAGCUCCCCGUGUUUUCCGGAAAACGGACCUGAAGAUGCCGAAUAUCACCCUCAUCCUACCGAUUGCAGUAAAUUCUUCACCUGCAAUUGGGGUGCAGUAAUUGAACAGCAAUGUCCCCCCGGAACCUACUGGAACGAUGCCAUCAAAGCUUGCGAUUUCGAAGCAAAUGUCAACUGUGAACUGCAACCUGCUUCAUCGACUCCGUCCUCAAGUUCCACAGCGGCUGCCGUUUCCGUUGCUGGAAAGUGUCCCGAGGAGUACGAUCCAAGUCACGAAAUCUUUCUUCCCCAUGUCGAUUGCUCCAAGUUUUACAUCUGUACCCAGCACGGUGCUGUAGAGCAGAGCUGCCCAUCCGGGCUGCACUGGAAUCAGAAUGCGAACGUUUGCGAUUGGCCUCAGGCUGCAGGUUGCACAGCCGGGACUAUCAAUCCACUAACGACAACUACGGAGCUACCUCCGGCCAUCAGUACGACCAGUGCAGCUCCCUCGACCCCGGUUGGAAAGUGCCCCGAAGUGUACGAUCCCAACGAUGAAGUUUUCCUUCCGCAUGCGGAUUGCACCAAGUACUAUCUCUGCACCUGGAAUGGCCGACCAGAGGAGCAGAGCUGUCCACCCGGUCUGCAUUGGAACGCUAGCGCCAAUCAGUGUGACUGGCCAGCGCUGGCAGGAUGUCAUGGUACAUAUCUCGCUGUGAAGGGUAGCGAGUUAACACCACUGGUACUGAACUGGGAAGAAUUUUUAAGCUCAAUGCGUCAUCGGCUCAAGUGAUGUGAGCUGUGUGAGUAUUUUCGAGUACCCUCAAGUGGAAUGAUCGUGUGAUUGUGGUAGAUUGUGGAUGUUUUUUUUUUAAUUAAAUGGAGUUGAAUAAUAAUUGUGACUAGUAAGUAAAACAAAAUUGUGUUUUAACGUAAUUACUGAAAUGAUGAUAAUUCAAUGGUAAUCAAGGUGGUACAAGAUCUCUUGAGAAUUGGCCCGAAUAACACUUCAGGAUUUCAGUUUAUCUGAGAACUACAGACUACAGUAGAUUAUUUGAAAACUUAUGUUAACAUUCCAUCGCAAUCACCAACUUUAAAUCAACUUUAAACUCCUUAACAUACGCAACAUAGCUAAUUUAUAUUUUUUAAACGAUCUGAACCAUGGUUGUAUUUGCCACUCUACAGUUGCUUUGAUUACAUCGAACCUCUUAAAGAAUCCCAUGUGAAGAGCUUGUGAAGUAGGAUUAGCGAUUUUCUGUAAAUUUUGUUAUGAUUGCUUCUCUUUUGACUGAUACGCGUAUCUCGUCCAAUGUGUAGACUUCCUGGUGGACUGGGUGGCUGGGUUCGAUACCUGGAGGUGCCACACAAUAUACCAAUGCAAAAAUGGUACCAGGCAUCGAAAGCUCUCUAUUGAGCACGUAAUAAGCUAAUAUGCGAUUAGCUUGAAAUGCGAAGAUGGACAAACUUAGAUGAGCAAAUUCUGUGGACUUCUAGUGCAAUUUCGGAAGACUAUUGGUACAGGCCAAUAAGAGCAGAUUUACGGGCUAUCCAUAAGCCACGUAGACUAUUUAAUGGGAGGGGAAAAUCUAAAAUAUCUUUAAAACUGUGUUCGUAGUUUAUGGACAGCCACUCAUCGCUCAAUUUCGAGGGCAGAUUUAGUAGACUUGCAAGUUAAUUCUGUCACCCUAUACAAAUCUAGAUGCUAUCUCGGGAUGGUCAAAAUAGGUCCAAACUUCUAGACAAGCAGAGUGAUGAAAAAUGGUGAGUGUUUUAAGGAAGAUCUUCAGGAUAAGUUACGAGAGUAUCCACUACAAAUGUAAAAAGUCAUCUAGGCAAAUUCAAUGAACCCCAGAAAAAAAACUUCAUGAUUCUUCAGGCUUCAGUGCUGUGGUUAUGGGUAGUCACGGGUAGGUGGUCGACGACUACUGCGCUCCUGGCAAACAACAUCUAGGAAAAAUUGAAAAUGUAUUGUUAAAUUUUAAAUUGCUUGCGCCCCUCGUAAAUAUGAUCAGAGAAAAAUGAGAAAAAAUGUAAAAUGCUGGCGCCCCUGCUAAACCUUUUCAGGUUAAAAUUGAUAAAAAUCUUUAAAUUAUAUACACGUUCAGAAAGACAUUUAAAA